Messenger RNA from Funneliformis geosporum, 1251 nucleotides. Lineage: Eukaryota; Fungi; Glomeromycota; Glomeromycetes; Glomerales; Glomeraceae. The record is from the annotation of a GenBank genome assembly.
AUGACAAUUAUAGAACAACUUGAGAUAAUCAAACAACUCGUAUUAAAAGAACGUAAAAUCGUUACUUAUGAGUGGUUAAGCAAAUACCUUAAUAUUCAUGUUAAUGAGGCAAAGCCACUCCUUUAUAAGUUUAUUUCGAAAUAUGGGCCUUCUAACAAAGAAAGUUUUUACACUGUUUAUUGCAUUUCUGGUAUCGCCACGAUUAAUGAGCAACAUACCGUGACUUUAAUAUACCAGGAUAAUUUAGAAAAUAUACGAAAAGACUUUAGCAAAAUUUCAAGUUUACACGUUUACAGUGUACAACCAGAGUGUCCUACUGAAGCCGAGUUAGUCAAAGCAAAUCAAGGAUCCAUCGAUAAAGUUUCUACUGAACCUGCUUUACCUUCAAAUACGAAACGAGACGACUAUUCAAAUGAGAAAAAGUCUUCAAAUAAUUUUAUCAAGCCUGAUGAAAAGGAGUCAGUAAAAGUCAAACCUACACGCCCUGAAACAUCAAAGUCAAUUAAAAGCGCGUUUUCAAAAGAGAAGCAAUUGAUCAAUAAACAAACCGAUGAUAAAACUUCCGAUAUCAGUUCACUUAUAUGUAAAACUUCUCAUGAUGUUGAUACUUCAAAAUUUGAACGGGAAGAUAAGCAGUCAGAAGGGAAGCAACUUGUUAACCAACAAAAGAGUGAUAAAACUGAAGAUAUUUUUUCUAGGGAUGAAUCAAAGACUUCAAAUAAAAAAUCAAAGAAGAGGAAGAGUGAUGAAUGUGAAAGUAAUCUUGAUGAGGCUUCAAAAGAAGAACGGGUAAAUAACAAACAAAAGAGCUGUAAGGAGAAUAAAGUAACGAAUAAAAAUAAAAUCGCAAAGAGUAGGAAGAAGAAUAAGGUUGCAGAUGAUCUUGACCUUCAAAAUGUUACUGAGGAAUUUAUGACCAUCGAUAUUGCCGAGAAAGAUCAGCCACAGGAAAAACAAUCGGUUGCGUCGGCUAGUCCUGAUCAACAAAAUGUUCUUCCAACAAAGAAAAGAGGAAGACGUCAAACGUUGAAGUUUAGAUCAUAUGUGAACGAAAAAGGGUAUACGGUACGUGAAAAUUAUCACGAAUGGGAGUCAUUUUCAGAAGAUGAAACUGUUUCAGAACCUCCUGCAAAGAAAUCACAAAAGGUAAUUAAGGCGCAGGAACCUAACGUCGUCGCUAAACGCAGUAAGAAGAAGAAAGGAGACGACGGUUCCCAAAAAAGCUUAUUGAGUUUUUUUGGGAAAAAAUAA